GCCCGCGGAUGACUAAAGGAGCAGAGGGACAAACAACCUGGCUCCUGAAAGACUACUAACCAGGGUUGGAGGCCUGCCUCCCCCGCGCGGCGCACGCACGCACGCAGAGGCGUGGGCAGACCCGCGGCAGCCGCGUCCUUCACGGGCCCGCGGCGGACCCGGCUGCCCCGGGUCGAGUGGGUGCGGGGAUCCGCGGGCGCACCCCUAGCGCCCCGCUGCGCUGUCACCUGGCAGGCACCACUGGUGUUGGAGUGGAAUCCGGCGGGCACCUUGCGCGUGCGCACGGCCACAGCUGCAUCAGCUGAGCUACUACUCCCUGCUCAGAACCUGAGGACAUGGGUGAUCCUGGGGCUGAUGAGUCAACCUCCAGGCCAGGGAGUUCAGACGAGGAAGGUGGCAGCUCUGAGGACAGACCAUUGCUCCAUCAGAGGCUGGCUGUCAGGGAGCUCCUGGACACCGAGGUCUCCUACUUGCACAUGCUCCAACUCUGUGCCUCCAACAUCAGGGGCCGCCUCCAGCAGCUGCCGCAGGGAGAUCUGGAUGUCCUGUUCUCAAACAUUGACGAAAUCAUCCAGGUGAGCAGCAGAUUUCUUCAUGGUCUGCAGGAGACGGCCUCCAAGGAAGAGGAGCAAGUGUAUUUAGUUGGUAAAUUAUUUUUGGAAUUCCAAGAAGAGUUUGAGCGAGUCUAUAAGGUCUAUUGUGCCAGCUAUGACCAAGCUCUGCUGCUGUUGGAGACAUACCGGAAGGAGCCAGAGCUGCAGCAGGAGAUCCAGAGCAUCAUUGAGGCAGUGGUGCCACAAGCGGGACCUUCAGGCCUCAGUUUCUUACUGGUAAUUCCUCUGCAGAGGAUUACCAGGUACCCACUGCUGCUGCAGAGAAUCCUGGAGAAUACACGCCCUGAUGCCAGUGCCUACCCCGUCCUACAGAGGGCUGCCUCUGCCCUCCAGGAUGUGAAUGCCAACAUCAACGAGCACAGGAUGCGCAAGGAAGUGGCCUCCAAGUACACCAGAGUGGAGCCGCUGAGCCUCCGGGAGCGGCUGGCCCGCAUCAACACGCACACCCUCUCCAAGAAGACUACCCGGCUGAGCCAGCUGCUGAAGCAGGAAGCAGGACUGGUGUCCAGGACAGAAGACAAAGAAUUUGAUGACCUAGAGGAGAGGUUCCAAUGGGUGUCCCUGUGUGUCACCGAGCUGAAGAACAAUGUGGCUGCUUACCUGGAUAAUCUGGAGGCUUUCCUCCGCUUCCGGCCGCAUGAAUGCGAUCUGGACAUCCCUGGAGGGUCUGUGGAGCAGUACAGCAACCUGGCCAGAGACCUUCAACGCGAGGCCUUCCUGGAGUUUAAGCAGCGGCUGGAAAGCCUGGUGUGGAGGCCACUGUGCAGCUUGGCCAAAGCCCUGGUUGGCCCUCAGAACUUGAUCAAGAAGCGUCUGGAUAAACUACUGGACUUUGAGCGGGUAGAAGAGAAGCUGCUGGAAGUGGGCAGUGUGACCUACGAGGAGGAGGCGGCCCGGCACACCUACCAGGCACUCAACUCCCUGCUGGUGGCCGAGCUCCCGCAGUUUAACCAACUGGUUAUGCAGUGGCUGGGCCAGAUCCUGCGCACAUUUGUGGCCCUCCAGAAGGACCUUGCAGAGCAAGUGCUGCAGAGAGCAGAAGGCUGUGUGGCCCAGCUGCCCCACCACCACCUCUCUGAGCCAGCCUUCAGGAAGCUGGUGGAAGACACACUAGGCCAGACCGGUAACCAGCUUCACGUCUAUCGAGAGAACUUUGAGAAAGUGCUGCCACCUCCCACUGCCCAGCCACUCCUUCCAGGCUCUGAACGGCAGGUGCAGGCUCUCCUCAGCAGGUAUGGCCCCGGGAAGCUAUACCAGGUGACAAGCAACAUCAGUGGGACUGGGACUCUGGACCUGACCCUGCCACGGGGCCAAAUUGUGGCCCUCCUUCAGAACAAGGACACCAAGGGCAACAGCAACCGCUGGCUGGUGGACACUGGGGGACAUCGGGGCUAUGUUCCUGCUGGCAAACUGCAGCUGUACCAUGUUGUCCCCAGUGAGAAGGAGCUCAGAGGACAGGCAGGGCCACACCAGGACUCCCAGCAUCCGACACCAGAGCCCCCUUCAGCCCCUGUGUGCUCCGUCCCAGCUGUGACCCAGGUGGUAGCAGUGUACCCCUUUGCGGCCAGGAGCAGCCACGAAGUGAGUCUGCAGGCAGGCCAGCCUGUGACCGUCUUGGAGGCCCAGGACAAGAAGGGGAACCCAGAAUGGAGCCUGGUGGAAGUGAAUGGGCAGAGGGGAUAUGUGCCUUCCAGCUUCCUGGCCAGGGCUCCAAGUCCAGCUCCAUGGGGCUGGACUCUGCCCUCUUAGGGUGCCCUCUGCCAUGUUGUCAAGGGAUGGGAAAUGUUUAGAGGCUGUGAUCGUGGUGGGAAAAGAAGCAAAGAAAAUGCAGAGGUGGAAGAGCUCAGGCCAGGAUGAGUAAAGGACAUCUAGAAGGCAGCAGGGAGAAGUGGCUGAGCCUGGCAGAGUGCCAGGUGGGGUGACCACCAAAGGCCCCAGCCAGGAUCCGUCUGUGUCUACUUUAAGAAGCCGUGCCAACCUGCAGUCACAACUUCCUAGAUGGCAGGUCAUGGCUGAUUGACCAGGACUUGCCAUAGCUUGUGAUGAGUCUUACCUUUGCUUCCGUCCAGGCCUGCCCACAAAGGUGGGCCACCAGGUCAGUGUUACCUGAGUGCCAUGUGGCUGUAGGGAGGGAGCCCUGGAGAAGUCCAGAGCUGCCUGGCCUGACGGUUCCAGCAUGUAUCAGGGGUUGACCAGUUGUCUUUUGUUUCUCCAUGCUGUGAGCUGAGCUUUCUGGGACAGUGAACCACUUGGAAGUCCUCUCAGGUGGGAGCCAUGCGUUUAUCUGGCCAAUGGAGAGGUUCCCAGGAGACUCUUGGCUGGACCCUGGAGGAGAUGUGACCAAGUCACAGUUCUGGAAUGUGUGUAGGCAAAUUCAGGAAUGGUUCCCAGGAAGUGGGGAUUUUGACAGCAUGUUAGGUGGGGUGUGUGAGGCUGUUGACAGCAGUGUACAACCUUGUUUUCUCUGCACUCCGGGACAAAGGGACAUGCAAAUCAUUGCAGAAACUCUGUGAGGUAGGUGAUUACAGACCUUGUGGGUGGGGGUGAGGUAAUGACUUGGUUUCCCGUUUCUAGGUGGAGGAGCCCUGGAACCCCCAUGCUCUGAGGCCCUGGAGGCAGCAGUGGGUGGGAGGUGAGCUGGCUGUGGGACUUAGACAUGGGACACAACUUCAGCUUCCCACCCAGAAUGACUUAACUCACACAGCUGUGAGAGUGACAUGAAGCUCAGGAUGUUGAGGCUCCUUGUCAACCCUGAAGGGUGAUACCAGGGCAAAUGCCAUCAGUGGUGUGAGGUGGCCCCAGCCAUUGCUGGCCCAGGUUGGUUGUCCCAUGCAUCCCAUGCCCAGCCCAUGGCAGCAGACAUGGCUGAUGACAUAGUGUUCUUUCCUUCAACCCAGUACCUAUCUUGAGGUCCUUCUCAGUAGUCAUGCAGGGAUUAACAAUAGGAAGACCUUCUGAGAAAUGCACUGGAGAGUUUGUGGUGCAGAUGUCACAUACCUGCAUAAACUAACAGGCUAUGCCAGUACUAGGAGAUAUAAUCUUAUAGGACCACUGUCAUACACAGUUCAUAGUUGACAUCUUGCGGCCCACAACUGAAUUACAUGGUGAAUAAGUCAUCCCUUUCUCAAACCUGGGAAUUGAAUCCCCUUGGCAACAUUUCUGCUCCAAGAAGCCUGACCUGCUGGGUAGUGCUGGGGGCAGCCAUUGAAGGGGCAUUACCUCUGGGCUGAUGCUUCGGGCUAAGAGUCACUGUAAGAUUUGCAGAAAGGGGGCAAGCAGAUCCGUUGUGAUCUUCAUACACCUUGCAAGUUUAGAACUGACCCUUAUGAGAGUGUAUAUAAAACACAGUUUAAGCCAGGUGCAGGGGUGCACACCUGUAAUCCCAGCAGUUUGGGAGGCUGAGGCAGGAGGAUCUUGAAUUCAAAGCCAGCCUCAGCAACUUAGCAAGACCCUAAGCAACUCAAUGAAUAAAAUACAAAAAGAGGAGUGGGGAUGUGGCUCAGAGGUUAAGCACCCCUGAGUUCAAUCCCCAGUACCAAAAAACAAAAACAAAAGAAAAACCACACAGUUUAGAUAUAUUUCCAAGAAUGCAUCAGUAAUAUACACAGAGUGCCUAAUGCUGUUAGCCCUGUUCUAGAAGGCUCUUGAGAAAUACCUGCUUGUCUGUGUCAGACAAGCUGUAAUGUGCCUCCUCUGGGCUUGUUAAAGCAUGAAGACUGCAUAAUGCAAGAAAAGCUCAGUCUCCACAAUCCAUUUCCCAGCCCCAAAUACACUUGCAGCAUUUUCCUUUUCUUUUUCCUACUCAGACUUCUGAUAAAAAUUGGAAUCCUAGAGAAACAGAUAAUAAAGUAGGAAAUCCACUUGUGGGUUCCUCAGGAACUUGCUGACAGCCUGCUGUGUGCUGUUAGCCUAACUCAGGGCUUCUCAGCAUGGUUGCUCUCUCUGGCUACGUGGGCAGCUUUAAAUCAUGAUACAAGCCAGGAGCCCACCCAGAGAGGCUCAUGUGACUGACCUGGGGUGUGGCCCAGGCCUCAGCACUGCAGGAAGCCCCUCAGGUGCAUCUUAUGUGCAGCCAGGUUGAGGACCCCUGCCUGGACACACAGUGGUAGACAUAGCCCUGGGUCAGAGGUGGGAUGGGGUGAGGUAGGAGGUGCCCCAUCUGAGCUUUGUACUAGCUGUUUAAACAGGCAGCUUUAGAGGCGGUUUGAAAUAGGACAGCCUGUUCUGUCAGGUCCCAGAAUGUAUAUUUAUUAAGUGCCAUUAAAAGGGACUGAAACAAAAUUGGAUGUUCUUGUAGGCAUAAGGGAGAAAAAUGAAAUAUGCUUGGAACCAAGGCUAUCUCAUGAAGGGAAAAUAAAAUGUGUUCAGUAGCAUGUGGGUUAUGGUUUCUCAUGGGCCAGUGGAUGAGAUUAAAAGUCACUGAAGAGUGAGAAAAUGCAUAUCGAGAAGAUGGAAAAUGGCCUAUAUUUUCUCCAGGGGACUCUGUAAUGUGCCUUCUUUACCCCCAGAUGCCUAGAACCCAUUGCACUGUGUCUUAUUUCACUGUUGGGCUAUCACGUGCUAACUUGCUAAGAUACUGCUUCCAGGAGUUGAAGACUUAUUCACAAGGGUAACCUUUGCUCCCUGUAGGGGACUGAGGCCUCUUUAACCCUUUGGACUCCAACUCAGUUUUGAACAUGAACAUAAGAUUGCAGUAGCCAAGGGCUGGGAUGUAGCUCAGUGGUAGAGCACUUGCCUAGCAUGUGUGAGGUCCUGGAUUUAUUUUCCAGCACUGAAAAAAAAUAAAAAGAUUGCAAUAUCCAAGGAAAGAUGAAUGAAUUCUUGUUUGAUGUGAGGAGCACUAGCUCAGUGAGUAACUGAUAUGAACUGCUGGAAAUAAAAGACUUCAAAGAUGACAGUGUGUCUGGAAUUUGUGACUUGAACCAUUGGGUAGUCAGCUACCCCACUGGGCCAUAUGCUCACUGGACACUUGGUAGAUAUGGCAACUUCUUUGUCCACGUGUUCAUGUGAAUGUCUGCUGAACAGCCUUGGUCCCUCCAAGAAUCGAACACCGAUGCUGGAAAUACAGCAUGAAGUCAGACAGCUGGGGUCCUGUCCUUCCAGAGCCCACAAUCUGAGGGAGACAGACCAGUCAGUAGUCAGGUACACAAACGUAAGGGUCAGGAUAGGGCAGUAAUAGGCGCUCAAGGUAGGAGGUGGCCUCUGAUUCAGACUUGGUCCUAAUAGGCCUCCUGGAAGGAGUGUUAUCCAAAAGGAGGUUCAGCAGGCACCUAGGGUUAGGUGAAGGUGGUCAGAAGGGCACAUGGAAAGGCCAGAGGUGAUGGUGGUGAUGGCAGGUGCCAGAGAACUGGAGCACAGGCAUCGGCACAAUGUGGGUCAGCCUGGUAAGGGGCUUCAGGUUUUAUUCUGAGGGCAGUGGGGAAGGGCUUGAAGCAGAAGAGUGGUGUCCUGAGAAUUUCAUUUUGGGAAGAUCACUAGGCUCUGGCUGUAUAUCUGAUGUGCCCACAGGAGACUGGCCACUCCAUUAGGACAA
This is a messenger RNA of Sciurus carolinensis (gray squirrel), 6147 nucleotides long. It is a transcript of the gene Arhgef37, whose product is annotated as Rho guanine nucleotide exchange factor 37. The coding region runs from base 336 to 2363 and encodes 675 amino acids. Gene Ontology annotation, molecular function: protein binding; guanyl-nucleotide exchange factor activity. The transcript is spliced from 14 exons. The record is from RefSeq and is a predicted model, not a curated record. NCBI's taxonomy places the organism in Eukaryota, Metazoa, Chordata, Mammalia, Rodentia, Sciuridae. Gene Ontology annotation, cellular component: cytoplasm.